Messenger RNA from Coregonus sp. 'balchen', 6502 nucleotides. The record is from the annotation of a GenBank genome assembly. NCBI's taxonomy places the organism in Eukaryota, Metazoa, Chordata, Actinopteri, Salmoniformes, Salmonidae.
GAGCGCCAUAGCUCCUCCCCGUAUUAACCAUAACAACAAGGAACGCGCUCUUUUCAUUGGCUGUUUGUAUCUCAUGAUGGUUAGCUAGCGUUGAACUAGCAAUGCUAUUCGUGGACCGUGCCGGAUACUUUCGUGACAACUAGGAUUAAAACUCAAAAUAGGGUUGGCUAAUAAAUUACUAACAGUUGACUGCUGUAAUCCUCACAGCAAGUGUUCAUGUGAAACACGGAAGUAUCCAGGUACAAAUCUUUGUUGAUUACCUUUAACGGUAGCUAGCAACAAUAUAUGCUAAUUUCUUCAAUUUGGCCAUCGCUUGCUAACUAGAUGACAAUAUUAGCUAGCAGCCUCGAGUCGUGGGGAGGAGUAAAAAGAGUAAUGUUGCCAAAUGAACUUGCCAAUGCUAGGUGUCAAGAAGAGGAAGCAUAGACUUAUUUACGAGCCAGCUAAAUGGGGUUAUCUUUUGUGGGCCUUUACGUUGGAUACUGAUUUCACAGGUAACGUUAACGUGUUAUUGCCGUUUUAUCAUGGCAAAGUAGCCUAUAAUUUUCAGAUGGCUAACGUUAGCUACCAGGUUAGGGUGUAUGUCACUGUGUGAGAGAGUAGCUAGGAAUCUCACUAGAGAGUUUGGCAAUGACAACAAGCAAAUGUGAAACCGUUUUCAAAUAGACACCUGUACUAAUUAUGUGAAGGGUGGCUUGCUAUACGAUAGUCCACUGUUGAAGGGGGACUUUGUGUAUAUUUGGUGGCGACAGCUUGUCAAUGAAUAGUAUCAGAAAAACACAGGCGAGCCUGACCUCAUCUCUAAAGUUUAAGAGCUAGACGUGACCUGAAAACAAAGUGUAAAGAGGGUGAUCAUGUCAUGUUACCUUGAGUAAAGCUCAGUGCUGUUUCCUGGAAAUGUGUUCAUUUAUUCUGACUAUGAGGGCAUUUUAUUCAUAAUUUUAUUUCCAACAGCAAUGUGAGCCAUUUUGGGAAAGAAUGCUGGGUCCUGGUGUUUGAUAUGGCUCAGAUUUUAUGCACCCACCAGGAGACCCAGAAUGGGACCGCUCAGGAAAUAGAGGGGCAGGGAGGUUUGGACAAGGCAGGAGGUAACCUUCUCUGUUCCCUAAUGUCUACACUGACAUUGUGAUUGUGAAUACAUAGUUUAUUGUUACUAUGUGUUCCGUUUCAGAAUAGGCACACUGUUGCGUGGUUUGAUCCAACUCUUCUUCAUCUUCCAGAUAAAACAGAGACAUCCCCUGUGAACGAGAACCCAGAACCCUUGACUUCUGAAGAUGAACAGGUAAGUGACUAAUAUUCUCAAUGAAAUAUUUUGUGGUAUGCUUAAGUCAAUAUAAUAAAAUAAAAGUUAUUCUAUUUUAUUAUUGACCAUUAUCUGAACCAUCUUAUUUCAGAAGAGACGAAAUGCUUUGUCAGAUUAUGACUUUCUUUCAAAGGACAAGCUUGAUGGUAUGGGCAAUGCUUUCUUUGUUACUGUUUUGAUAGUUAACACCAGAGCUAUGUAAUUAGAAAUAAAUUAAUAAGAGGACCAUGAUGUUUGUGUGGCAUUACAGUAACACUGUACUCCUGUCAUCUUCAGCUUCCUGGUCCCAGAGCUGCCCCUUCACCAAGUCUCUGCAGAAGGCGGAGGCCCUGCUGAGGACUCGCUUCAACCCCAGCCUGAGGUGGCUACUGAGGCAGAAGAGUGAUGAUGAUAUCUGGGAAUUUGAGAACCGGGAUACCUUUGUAGCGUGCCAGAACCUCACCUCUCAGUCGUCUAGCAGGCUGCAGCGGCUAGACCAGGGCAUGCUGGAUCUAAGUCCACAGUGCCAAGUGUUGCGGGGGCCACGGACAGGCCAGCUGCAGAGCUGUGUCAGGGGCCUCUCUACAGAGGGCAGUUUCUACCACCACCCUCCAGCUGCUACCCUCAGCCAGCACUAUGGGCAGCUGCAGCACUUACUGGAACAGCGGGCUCAGCUCCUCUUCCUCCAUGAGUAUGCCCGGCGCACCAGAGUCACCACUGUGUACAUUGACAAAACUGACUAGCCUGCUGGAGCGGGAGCUAGGUUUGUUGAUGGACAGGAGUCGUAUCCUGGAGCGACCAAACUCUGCCUGGAGCUUUGGGAUGGGAGGCCUGUGCCAGGAACUACGUAUCCACGUGAGCCAUUGGGAUGCUCUAUGUGCCAAAGCCCGGUCUGACAUCUGGCUGAGAACUGUUCUGUUCCAGAGGACAGAGACCCUUGCUGUCAUGCGGCGGACACUGAGAGUGCUGGGACUGCAGGCCCUGGUUCUGAUGGAACGUUGUAUCUAUACAGCCCUCUCCGCUCUGGCCUCAGCUCAGCUGGCCAGGGUGCCUAGAGAUGCCUUAGAGGACCUGCUGGCUGGGGCCGAGGUCUUUAAUCAGGUAUUGGAGGAGCAGAGAGUCUAUCAUAGAGGCUCGCGGUGGAGAACUCAGACCCUGCAGCUGUCUGACUGGCCUGGGCUGUCUAGGAGGCAGCCCACCCGGAGGGGUAGCCUUCCUGCACCGUUCCCAGUGGUUGAACUGAUGAGGAUACUGGCGGAGCACAGGGGGCAGAUCGCGGCAGAGCAGCUGUACCAAUGGGCUUCCCAACAGAGCUUCCUCCACUCCCAGGCCCUGCACACUGGAGCUCUAGCCCCUACGUGGGAGCAAUUAGAACUGUUUUUCCCGCUGCUUCCCCCUCUACACCCCUCAGAGCCCAGUCCUGAUGGGCCCACACUGGAGAACCUCCCAGGGCCCACCUCAGAUGAACCCAGGAUGGGAAAGCCCUGUCCCUGGUCCUCUGAUCUCCCCUUUACAGCCUUCAUCCGUCAGGACAGAAAGUCUCUAGAGAUUCUUUUCCAGGCCCUUGUAUCCUCCACAGACCUGCUGGCUCCACAUAUCCCCAACAGACCCAGGCCGGAGCGGACCAACACCCCAGAACACUCUCCCAGGUGCUGUGAGGGAAAGUCCUCACCCACAGAUGAGGCCAGGCAGCAGAUGAAGAGACCCAAGUCAGUCCAGUCUGUGGCCUGUGUGGAGCUCUUUGGUCAUUACAGGACAACGCUGUGGAGGGAGUUUGGCAAAGCCAUCAUCCAGCGCUUCCACCAGCCACCACAGAGAGACCGUCUGGGCAGUGUUAACCAGUGGAACGACCAGAUGAUUUUCCAGCUUGUGAUGUGGCUCAACCAUGGCUGUAGAGGAGGUAACAAAUGCUGCCUGUUUUUAAUCAGUUGAUGUGUGACUGUGUCACUAUUUCAAUAAAUAAAUAUUGAAUGCCUUGCAGAGCUCGUCCCUGAGGAGUGUCGAGGAGUGGUUGAUGACUUCAGCAAACAGCUCCUGUCCAACACUGCCUUUAGGCACUGGGAUGAGGGUCAGUUUCUGUGUUUAAAACAUCCUUAAUACAGUGUAAUUUGUACCAUGAUUUGACAACCAGCUGCAUCAAGUAGUUAUAGGAAUAUAACAACAUAAUGUUUUUGGUUUCUGUUAAGGUGUUGCCUCUAAUCCUUGUGCGUGUGUGUCUUUCUCUCUUGCAGUGAUGUGUGCAUCACUGGGCUCAGGACUGAAGGAUAAAUGCCUUCCAGGAGCUGAGCGUGAGAACUGCAUGGUGAUAACGUGUACCAUGGAGAGACUCCUGCAGCUGUCCCCUCCACUCCUCACAGUGCUGCAGUGUCUUCAAACUUCAGCCCACCUGGUCCAAGGUAACCCCUAUAUUACAUUUACAUGUCAUUAGUCAUUUCAGAGUUUAAGACGACUUACAGUUAGUGUAAUUUUGUAUAUGACCUGACAACCAACGCUGCAAACGCCAGUCUAUAACUGACUACAUCUGCGGUUUCUUUACGAGUGGAUUGUGCCCUGAUCUGUGUGGGGGCUGCCUGCAUGAGCUGAUGUGACAAUCUCUAGUGGCCAGUUUGAAGGAUCAGUGCCUUCCAGGAGCUGAGCGUAUAGAUUUGCAUGGUGACUACAGUCCACUGGAGAAACCCCAGCUGUCCCCCCAUGCUCACAGGUGAGUGUCCCAUAUUCAGCCCACCUGGUCCAAGGUAACCCCUAUAUCAGCCCACCUGGUCCAAGGUAACCCCUAUAUCAGCCCACCUGGUCCAAGGUAACCCCUAUAUCAGCCCACCUGGUCCAAGGUAAACCCCAUAUCAGCCCACUUGGUCCAAGGUAAACCCCUAUAUCAGCCCACUGGUCCAAGGUAAACCCCUAUAUCAGCCCACUGGUCCAAGGUAAACCCCUAUAUCAGCCCACCUGGUCCAAGGUAACCCCUAUAUCAGCCCACCUGGUCCAAUGUAACCCCUAUAUCAGCCCACCUGGUCCAAGGUAACCCCCAUAUCCAUAUAAUUGAAACUGCUUAUUCAUCUGGAAAUCACCUCCAAAUAUCCCUAGGUCAUUUUCUUUCUCUACCUCUUAAACAUUAUACCAGGCCACACGGUAGUAAUCUUGCUUUUUAUCCUUCAUCAGGUGACCGUAAUGCUCGGACUAUGAGGUCCCUUCAUCUGGGAUCGCUGAGCAGAGCGGUGGCAUCCGUCCGAUCCUCUACCUUCUGGGUCAUGAGAAAGGCCUACCAGUUCCUCUCCUCCUGGUCCCUCAACAAGUUCCUGCUCGUCACCCUAGGAGACCUCAAGGUGAGGAUUCACUCUGAUAUGCAUCCCAAAUGGCCCCCUAUUCCCUAUAUAGUGCACUACUUUGGACUAGAGCUCUGAUCAAAAGCAGUGCACUAUAUAGGGAAUAGGGUGUCGUUUGGGACACACCCUCUUCUAUUUCCCUAUUGAAUGUAUGUAGGCCUUGCUUCAGGUGGUCUCCAUCUUUCUUCUUGUCUUCAGUGACAAAUCCUUUGUUGACAUUUAGUGAUGCAACUACAUAAGUGUGUUCUGUGCUUUAAGGUGCUGAGAGCAUCAGUGGCGAGGCUACUGCAGCAUGUGGAGGCCCUAAGUGGGAAUGAAAAUCAUCAUCUCCUCAAGCUGCUGGCUGCACAGCUUACUCAGGGAGUUACAGAUCUACAGGUGAGGGACAAUAUAAUUGUUGAUCUCCUGACAAUUUCUAGACCAAUUUUCCACCUGUCAUCUCUUAUAACCGAUUUGAGUUUAUUACUCAAAUAAACUCAGUUCAUUCUAUUAUGUCUGCAUUGUUGAAGAUAUUCUCUGAACUGGUGCUCAGAAUCUUCUCCAUGGACUGUAAGAGGAUGUCUGAGGAGAUCUUUUUGCAGACCAUGCCCUCAGCAAAGCACUGGAGAGUGAACUAUAAAACAGGUAAAUGACAGACUGAUGGAACUGAAAUACCCUAUAUUCUAAACAUGAGAAACACGUCCACUAUUUGAGGUUUUUUCUGUUGCACUUUGUGUAUGGAGCCAAUGUAAUUGAUGCUUGUUUUUAACCUAGAUCUUAUUGUAUCUGCAGAGUUCCCCAGCAGCCCUAGUGAUUACGCUGCUACUGCAGCGCUGAGUGUAAUAGGACAGGUAUUGGAGGGGGUGCAGCCCCUGCCUGAGGAGGCCCGGAUCCCUGCCCUGACAGAGGCCAUGACAGCCUUCAUGGAGGCCUGGAUGGAGCACAUCCUCAAGCAGAAGAUCAAGUUCAGGUUUGUGUACAGUAUUUUAGAUGAGCAAAUACAACAGUGCUGAAUACCAUACAAAUACAAUUACUAGAACGGGCAUAGAACUUCUGACUGGGGAGACCCAUACUAGUGAUUCUAUUUCUGUGAUUCUACUGAUGAUCAUUACUGUUAUCUCCUAACAUGGCACUAGUAAGGGGAGUGAUAGACACACCCACUCACCAACUCUUCUGUUUCUCUCUCUCUCUGCAGUAUCCAGGGGGCUCUACAGCUGAAGCAAGACUUUGACCUGAUCCGGGACCUGAUACGCUCGGAGGAGUACAGCCUGUCAGAGGAGAUCCACCAGAGGCUGCUGUCCCUCCGGGUCUUCCACCAGGUGGACAAUGCCAUCCUGUGCCUGCUGCAGCAGCCCAUGGCCAAGCCCUACAUACCCUCGCGAGGCUGGGAGCCCUUCAGACGCUGCUGUAAGUGCCCACCAGGGGGAGUGCCUUGACCAUUGAUAACAUGACGUUUAGUUGAAUCCCACUAUAGUAAACUAACUCUAAGGUAAGGCCCGUAACCAUUGUGGAAUAAAACAUGAUUAAAAAGUAAGCCACACAGGCAGGUCAGACACAGGCAGGUCAGACAUACCACAACACUUGUAUUUGGCCUGUUUCUCCUGUUGACAAUCGUGAUUUCUACCCCUCAGGUCCAAGUAGUGCCAAUAUGGUGGACCAAUCGUCAAGCAGUCUGAAUAACUUUGAGAGCAUGGACCUCCAGUCUGCAUGUCAACAGGCCCUGGCCCAGGCAGAGGGCUCUAUGACCCCUGAACUGCUGGCCUCCACCCCGCAGGAGUCCUACCUGGCCGUGGCACAGCAGGAGUGGUUGGAUCUGCGCAUCCAAAAUGGAAACCGCUGGAAGCUCCCUGGGCUGCAGUGCCUGACCAGGUCAGAGCCCUAACCCUCAGGUAUUCCAUCCAGAACCUCAUUCCUCCUCCAG